Messenger RNA from Leopardus geoffroyi (Geoffroy's cat), 1061 nucleotides. It is a transcript of the gene NINJ1, whose product is annotated as ninjurin 1. Gene Ontology annotation, biological process: cell adhesion; tissue regeneration. Lineage: Eukaryota; Metazoa; Chordata; Mammalia; Carnivora; Felidae. The record is from RefSeq and is a predicted model, not a curated record. The transcript is spliced from 4 exons. Bases 92 to 547 code for a protein of 151 amino acids. Gene Ontology annotation, cellular component: membrane.
GCGGGCCGAGGGCGGGAGCGCAGCGGGGUCCCCGGGGCCCAGGCGCGGGCCGCGCUCAGGCCCCGAGCGAGGCGGCUCUGGCUGCCGCACCAUGGAAUCGGGCACCGAGGAGUUCGAGCUCAACGGCGACCUGCGCCCGGGCUCGCCCGGCUCCCCGGACGCCCCGCCAUCCCGCUGGGGCAGGAACCGGCCCAUUAACGUGAACCAUUACGCCAACAAGAAGAGCGCGGCGGAGAGCAUGCUGGACAUCGCGCUGCUGAUGGCCAACGCGUCCCAGCUGAAGGCCGUCAUCGAGCAGGGCCCCGGCUUCGCCUUCUUCGUGCCCCUGGUGGUCCUCAUCUCCAUCUCCCUCGUGCUGCAGAUCGGCGUGGGCGUGCUGCUCAUCUUCCUCGUCAGAUACGACCUCAACAACCCCGCGAAGCAUGCCAAGCUGGACUUCCUCAACAACCUGGCCACCGGCCUAGUCUUCAUCAUUGUCGUGGUCAACAUCUUCAUCACUGCCUUUGGCGUCCAGAAGCCCGUGAUGGACGCAGCACCCCGGCAGUAGGGGUUCAGAUGCCCCCAGAUCGCACCUGGCCACAGCCACCCAGGUCCCAGGAGCCGCUUCACCCUUGAGGCCCACGUCCCUGUGAGAGGCCCUUCCGGAAACUGGAAGAGCCCCGGCGGGCCCGCUAGACCGUGUCCUGGGACGAGCCGCCAGUGGUUAGGCCCCUGCAGACCAGCGCGGGGCCCCUGGAGUCGGGCCCAGGAGGCCGAACUGGGGAAGGGCCGUGGCUGGCGUGGACACACAGCGGCCCAAGGAUGGGGGUGAGAGGCCCGGCCGGCGUUGGCCUCAGGACGUUUCCAGAGGGACAAGGAGACCCCCACCCUCUGCCAGAGCAACAAGCAUCUGGCCUCGAGCCCCCCAUGCCGAUGACCUGUGGCGUCUGUGCUUCCUGACCCGGGACUCUGGACCUCAAGCGCCCUGGGCCACGGGCCCUGCCCAUGCCUUCCACCAGCAGUGACGGGGCAGAGCCCCCACUUUUGUAAGCACCAGUGACCAAUAAAGCUAAUGCACCUCC